AUGUGGGAGGAGAGGUGGGAACGACCACGUGAUGAGGAGGACUUGCAACAAGCGUUGCAGCAUCUGGAAACUGCUGCUACGUUUACAGAAGCGGUGGAAAGUGGCCUCUUACUUGCAAGUGCUGCGUGUCUUCGCUUCAAGAUCGAUCCGGGUGUGCUCAAGUGCAUCCUGGAGAUACCAGUGGAUCAACUCCGGUCUACACCCGUGUCAUUUUCGUCGGUUUCCCACAAGAAGUUUCGCUUCAUCGAUGCUCGCAGUCUAGCCACUGAGACUAGUCUUCGCGUCUUGGAGUUUGACGCGCUCCCUCGGCACCGAUAUGUUGCGCUCUCAUACAUAUGGCGAGGCUCCUAUAUCGAAGGCGCUGAAGCCCCAAGACUAGGUACCAUGACGAUCGAUGGCGCGACUGGAGCAGAUCCAGUAUCUAUUGAUGUCCUUGUUACCGUCUGCAAGUGCAUCAUAUCAGCUAGCCUCGAAUGCGAUCUGCUAUGGAUAGAUGGUGUUUGCAUCAUUCAAAAUGACGACGAGGACAAGAGCUGGCAGAUCCAAAAUAUGUUCGAUAUUUACGAAUACUGCAAGCAAUGCCUCAUCUUACCGGGUGGUUUGUCGAGGCUCGUGCCACUCACCGAACCCACCUCCUGGAUCCAUAGGGCGUGGACUCUUCAAGAAGCUGUCGCACCAGAGGACUGCAUGUGCCUGUUUGCUUGGGACAGGGGUGACGCUAUCUUGCAAUCCCACUUCGGUAUUAGCGUUUUGGAAGUCGAACCCGGCAAAUCUGCGCGCUCUGAUCUACGAAGCCUCCUCAUGAUAUCUUUGCGUGGCUCGGUCGAUAUACUCACCCCUCCUAGUUUCUCACGGAAAAACGCACCUCAAGUGGAAGUCAAAAUCAUAGCCGAUAAGAGCGAGCAUAGCCAGGCCAUGGCUCUGCUUGGUGCCAUCGACCAUCGAGGCAGAGAAGGCAUGGAUAACGCCGUUUGGCGCUCCUCUCUUACACGUGUUGCUUCACGCGCAGCAGAUGCUGUCUUUAGCAUUAUGGGUCUCCUCGACGUCAAUCUCAACCCGCUAGACUACGACCCUGAGGAUCGCAAAACACCAACCAUUGCACUAAUGAAGGCCAUUCUAAAGGCAGGGAAGAGUGCAGAGUGGCUGGGCAUAGCGCCGAGCAUGGAGAUCAACGCAGAGAUCCCUACCUUGCCAGUAUUUUCCAAGGUGGGACCCCGUGGAAGCGCUCUCAUCCCAACGGCAAGAGGCGACAAGCCUAUCUCGGAUAUCAUGGUCGACCCGUGGUGGCACCUCAAGGGUGCACCCCGAGGCGAAAUGAGAGACGAUGGCUCCCUAACUAUACAUGUGAAAACACUACCCAUACGACAAGUUCGACAGAGCCAUACAGAUUUCGAAAUACAACCGGAGGUAUAUCCGUCGUGGAAUAGAGGACCGUUGGGUACCGAGGUUUGGUAUACUUCGCCGACUGAGUGCGACCCACCAUUCAUUCUACAACUUGGUCGCAUGGAGAGGUAUUUGAACGGCGUUGCACCGAUGGUGCAGACGACACGCCCUUAUCUAGUUAUGCUAGUUGAUAAGGCAGGGCUGGGGACAGUGCGGAAUCUUGGCUAUGCGGAUGUAAGUCAAGACAUCAUUGACUUGGAUGGUUGGGCUGAGCAAAACAUUGUAAUCACGGCAGCGAUGACGCAAGAAAGAUGA
Molecule: messenger RNA, 1698 nt
Organism: Cucurbitaria berberidis CBS 394.84
Lineage: Eukaryota; Fungi; Ascomycota; Dothideomycetes; Pleosporales; Cucurbitariaceae
Exons: 1
Coding region: 1-1698 (565 amino acids)
Source: RefSeq, a predicted model, not a curated record